Molecule: messenger RNA, 1965 nt
Organism: Punctularia strigosozonata HHB-11173 SS5
Lineage: Eukaryota; Fungi; Basidiomycota; Agaricomycetes; Corticiales; Punctulariaceae
Product: P-loop containing nucleoside triphosphate hydrolase protein
Exons: 15
Coding region: 1-1965 (654 amino acids)
Cellular component (GO): intracellular anatomical structure; catalytic step 2 spliceosome
Molecular function (GO): ATP binding; RNA binding
Source: RefSeq, a predicted model, not a curated record
AUGUCUUUGCAGUUCUGGAAACCUGGGACCGUCGGGCCCGGCAGCUCGCUCGACCGGGCGACGGAAACGGAAGAGAAUGUAAUCCAGUCUGCCCCCUUGUCCGGCGCCUACUCCAUCCAGGCUCAGAGGGAGAGGUUGCCCAUCUUCAAGCACCGCGAGAAACUUCUGUACUGCGUAGAGACCUUUGGCGUCACGAUUGUUGUCGGUCAAACGGGUUGUGGCAAGACCACUCAGCUUCCUCAGUACCUAUACGAAGCCGGGUGGGCCGCGGAUGGUAAUGUCAUAGCUUGCACACAACCUCGUCGCGUCGCGGCAACCUCGGUGGCAUCGCGCGUUGCGUCUGAAGUCGGCUCUAUGUUAGGAGACGAAGUUGGAUACACCAUUCGGUUUGAGGAUGUCUCGUCCAAGGAACGCACGCGCAUUAAGUACAUGACCGACGGGAUGCUCUUCCGCGAAACGCUCGUAGACCCACUUCUGAGCAAGUAUAGCGUGAUCAUGAUCGACGAAGCGCACGAACGAAGCAUAUACACCGAUCUGCUACUGGGGAUCCUCAAGAAGAUUCGACGAAAGCGGCCAGGGCUGCGUCUGAUCGUGUCUUCCGCGACUCUCGAUGCGUCGUCAUUCCUCGACUACUUUACGGCGAAUACCGUCAACAAAGACAAGGAAGCAACCAUUAUAUCAUUGGAGGGACGCAUGUACCCCGUGGAAGUAGCCUACCUGCAGGAACCGACACCGGACUAUGUACGCAAGGCGGCGGAAGUUGCUUGGGAGAUCAAUUUACAGCAAAGUCCUGGCGACGUCCUCAUAUUUUUGACCGGACGCGAAGAGAUCGAACGAUGCUUGGAGGAGUUUUCGGAGAUGCUGCCGACGUUACCUCGGCAUGCCCCGAAGCUAGUGCCGCUCGCGCUUCACGCAGGACUCACCACGGAGGAACAGUUGCGCGUCUUCGAACCGACGGAGAGAGGAACACGAAAAGUGAUCGUUAGUACGAACAUCGCUGAGGCCAGUGUCACGAUCGACGGCAUCAAGUUCGUCAUUGAUAGCGGCUUUGUCAAGAUUCGCACCUACAACCCAACCACCUCCCUGUCUACACUCGCAACCGUCCCGACAUCCGUCGCCUCUGCUACUCAACGCGCGGGUCGUGCAGGGCGUACGUCCGCGGGUGUGUGCUACCGCCUCUACACCCAAUCUGCCUUUGAGGCCCUCCCACGCACCACCCCGCCCGAGAUCACGCGCACGGAUCUGACGACACCGAUACUCCAAUUGAAGAGCCUCGGCAUCGACGAUUUGAUGAAGUUCGAAUGGGUGACCGCGCCACCGAGUGAGAGCGUGCUGCGGGCGCUGGAGGGGCUGGUGAACAGUGGGAUGAUAGGCGAGGACGGACGGUUGACGCCGGUCGGGGCUAAGGUCGCGGAGUGCCCGGUCGAGGUCGGCAUCGCGCGAAUGCUUUUCAAUUCGAAGGAGUUCCAGUGCGGAGAAGAAAUCUUGACUAUCGCAGCCAUGACAGCGGUGCAAGACGUGUUCGUGAUCCGAGACGGUGCACAAGGGGCGCUAGAUGAACUGGAAAGGCGCAAGUUCACGGCAGAAGAGGGGGAUCACCUCACCCUUUUGAACGCUUACAAUGCCUUCAUCCGAUACGGCAAAGCCUCGUCGUGGUGCAAAUCGCACGCUCUCUCCUUCCGCGCCAUGUCCCGCGCCGUCUCGAUCCGCUCGCAGCUCAAGAAGUACAUGCAGCGCUUCGACCUACCGAUCAAGAGCUGCGAGGGCGACGCAAAGCGACUCAGGCGAUGCUUGGUCAGCGGGUACUGGAGGAACGGCGCGCGGUGGGUCGCGGACGGGACAUAUCGAUCUGUUCGCGGCCAUCAGGUGCUGCAUGUACAUCCGAACUCCGUCUUGUUCACGCGUAAACCGAGGUCGGGGUGGGUCAUAUUCCACGAAAUGGAGGAGACGAAGAAAACACAGUAA